ACUUCACUCCCAGAUAAAUGUUUGAAACAUGGACACAUGUGCUCCAGUUUGUCCUCACCUGUAGCAGCGGGAGCGUUAUAAACACUGGGAGCAGACCUACACGAUACUUAAAUCGAAUUAUCGCAGGUAAGUUUAACGUACUUCUCCACGCGUAUUGUAUUAGUUCACGUCAUUUCAAGAGUAUUAAAUUCUGUUUAACGGUUUUCACGUGGUAAACCUGCGAAAUGAAUGUUUCAUGUCCAAAAUGGGCAAAAAUUCCUAUUUCUACAUCAAUUUAUCGUUUAAACAAGCCACGAUUGUGCACCGUAAUUUAUCGUAUUUCAUAUUUUUUUAAAUAGCCUUGUGAUACUUGCAUCGAGAGAAAAGUCUUCCCAAGCUUGACACUUAGAUAUGUAAAUGAAAUAUUGAUUCUAAUAACUUACACGUGGUGAAACUGCAUGAAAAGCGAUUUAAAGCCUUUAAAUAUGCACACAUUUGUCAAAAAGUCAUUUUCCUGUACUUUAUACUUAGGUAAAUUUAUAUAUUUUUCAAUAUUUGCCCAUUUUUGUGUCAGUUUUUGAGAUUUUUAUGUAUCAAACCUGCGUAGGGGAUGAUUCCUGACCCUAAAACAGGCUUAAGUAUGUCAAAUAGCCAUGUUUCCUUCAUUAUUUAAAAGUGAUGUUGUGUAACUUUAAUUGACACCUGUUACCUUUCCUCAUUCUGUUGCAUUGACAAGUGAAUCAAUUUAUUCUGUAAGCAAAAUUGUGCAGUUUUGUGUAUCUUUGUGGUAUUUUCAUUCAUGUGUAUGACUUCUAAGUGAUAAAAAUCUAUUAAAUAACAGAUUUGCCCCCUUAAAAAAAAUUGGCCAUAAAUUUUGAAACAGACGUUUUUCUUUCUUACUUUUCAAGUCAAAUUGUGGACCUUGUUAUAUCUGUAUUCCCAUGUGCUUAACCAGCCAAGAGGAAGAUUUAUGCUUCUUGAAUUGCCCGAAUAUACAUGUCGAACCCUUUGUUCUUGCUUUGAAAUAACAAUAAUAAAUUUUUCUCCCCCCAGCUUUCUGUUAAAGAAAUUUCCAAUAACAUCUGUCUUUUGGGACAAAACCAGUUGCAGUGGCAGGAAUGUUUAAUGCACAUCUGGACGCAGGUUUCCCACCUGGUUUCAAUCCUCUUCUUAGUGAAUAUGACACACCAUGAAUUCCUGUAAAAGUACACAGAGUUUAUAAUAAAUACGCAAAUAUCCAGGCAUCUAUAUCAGGCUUUUCAAAUUAAAAGUCCCCAGUUUUAGAGAGUUUUUUUGUGGUGUUGUAUUGUAGCUCUUGUUUUUAUGUUGGAAAAGUGAUUUAACUGCUGCCCAACAGGAGCAGGCUGCAUGUUUGAAGCCAAAUGAGUUGGCGCUAUAAAAGAGCAAAUGACGCCCAUAAAUCUCUGAGGUCUGGACCCGGUGUGUGUUGUGGUUUAGGCGGGUUUCUCUCACCCAGCAAGUCCAAUUUGUGUCUCCGGAAAAAGGCCAGUUUUCAUCCAGAAUAUUUGGAGCUUAUUUAAAUUAACUUUUUAAGUCCCAUCUUUUAAAACUCACCAAAUAUUUGACACAUUUUAACGGAAAGAGUCAUGCAAAAACACACCCUCUGAUUACUUUAAUGACUAACACCUCGUCACCGCUUGCAUCACCUUUUAUAAUUCGUAUUCAGGGUCUCAAUUGUGAAAUCAGAGGGAUAGUUUUCGUCUGGACUUCAAAUGAGUAGCUUGUUUGUGCUGCAGGAUGAGUGUUGAUUCAAUGAGGCGGGGUUUUCAUGCUGUGCACUGCUAUGAAAAACCCCUCUAAGACCCCAGGUAACGCUCCUUAAAUGAGAAACAUCUUUUGUAAAUGCUUCAACAUGCUUGUUAAAGAAGCAUUAAUGCUCCAAAGUGAUGCAUUUUUAAUAUCUGUGUGUUUUCCUCCUACAUAGCAGAGAGUGUAAUCUUUGUAAUGCUGUCACUGCUCAUGUCAUCCUCUGGCCUCUCAUUACAGCAGACAGUGUGCCAGGAAGAUGCAGCCACAACUGUGCUGACUGACAACAACAUCCCAAACAAGUCACAACACUGGACAGCUGACAGCUCGGUACGUCUGCAUCGCUCAGUCUUGUUGCUUUAGAGAUUUUAUUUUCACAGGCCAUAAGGAACCACAAGCUAGUUUUGAGGUUUGUGGUUUGGGGCCGUCUCAGCGCUCUGACACCGUUUGUGUUUGCAGCUGCAGCCUGGAUGUGAUAGCGGGUCAGCGACGUGUGAGUUUGAAGCCCCGCCUGAGUGUGCGAUGUGUGGACCCGGGCUGCUUCUGUGUCUGCUGCUGUGGAUAGGAGGGACGGCCAUUAACAGGACACAAGGUAUGAUUGCAUUGACCUUUGAUAUUUCUGUUACUUUUCUUUUAUAUGUAUUUUUCUUUUUACUCAAUUGCAUCACCUGGAAAUGCAUUUUAUUUAUUUCUAUUUGAAAUAAAUCAGCUUUCAGAUUGUCAAAGUAGAUGCUAAUGCUCACAAUAACUGUCUUUAAAGACCCACUCUGAUGAAAAUCAUGUUUUUCUUGUUUUUUACAUGUUUAUAUGACAUUUUUCUGAUGCUACAGGACAUAUCAUGAGAAAACUAAAUGAGAAAUUGCUUUUCUGAGUAUUUCUUCAUUCAUAUUGCAGGCUCAGAAACAGUGAGAUUUCAUAUGUAACCAAUCCAAGCUCCGACCCUGGAGGAUAUCUCAACAGGAUAUAUUCAACAAAACUUUCUCAAAGUCAUGUGCUGUUAGGCCUGGGGUCCCACAGGGGUCCGUCCUCGGUCCACUGUUGUUUUCACUUAACCUGGCACCACUCGGUUGGAUCUGAAAUACUUUUGUGAUUUCGUUUGCCUUCAGGUCUGGUCACAGCUCCUUCCAGUCUAACAGUAGAUGCCGGCCGCCCCCUCCACCUCGGCUGCAACAUCACCACGGCGCCCGGCGAUUCUGUGCGGCAGAUUCGCUGGGUCAACAAGAACAACAAGGCCCUGCUGGCGUACGAGCAGAGCGUUCCUGUGCGGAUCAGCAUCCAGGAACAUGGCGUGCAGCUCACCACGUCCCACAACGACGCCUCCUACAUCACCAUCAGGAGGGCGGGGCUGAAUGAGGAGGGCUGCUACCGCUGCAUAUUUGAUGUUUACCCCACAGGCCCGCAGGAGGCAAAGACGUGUGUCAGCGUCACAGGUGAGUCAGGGUUAUUAUCACUUUCCUUGAAUUGUAUUUUUUCAGGUUGUUUGUGAUCUGAUACCCCGGCCACCCCUACCUAUGUCAGGGCCACCCCAGUUAGAAAGUCUAGACACACCCCUGCAUAGAGGCAGAGAGGAAACGGUGGGAUCCCAGUGCUGUCAAGUUUGUGCAGAUAGAAGCUGCAAGAAAACAGUGACAGAGGUGAUAAGUAGAUUUUUGUGUUUGUUCCCAGCUUCUGUUUUCAUAAAGCAUAUUUCAGCGCUUUAGCCAUCGCCUAACACUUGAUCUUUUGUCCAUUUUUCCAUAAAGUCAAACUCUCUCCGACACAUCCUGCUGAGGGUCAGAGAGUUGUUUGGUUUCCCUCUUUUGAGACAGGAAGAAGUAGGCAAAAGUCUAAACUCUAAAACCAGCAGGGGGAUUUCGCCCACCCAGCCGGCUAGCCUUGAAACUUCCUCUUAUACUCUUUUAAUUGGCAACGACUGUUUUUAUUAUUCCCAGAAUCCUCCUGUUGCUGUGGCACCUGUACACAAACAGACACAAACACCACGGUGACACACUCGGUUGUUUUCGUGUUCCCCCCUGCUGCAGGUAGAGUCCGCCAGGAGGGCAACAAGACAGCUGUGAACGGGAAGUCCACCACCCUCUCCUGCUUGUACAGCCUCCCCGAGAGGGUGCAACAGGUGCUGUGGACGAAGACGGCGGAGCAGGGCGACUCCACAACGGUUGCCUAUCGCGCUAAAAAGGGCCAUCCCAGCGUCAAGGAGCCGUUCGCAGGUCGGGUUAGUUUAGGCGGGACUUUUGGUGACAGUCAGCUGACCAUCCAGAAGGUGAAGACGGAGGAUGAGGCGUGCUACACGUGUGAGUUUCACACGUAUCCAGAGGGGACGAAGAGCUCCACUGCCUGCCUCUCUGUUUACGGUUUGUACCAUAUUUUAUUGAGUCUAAUGUCAGCCUCAGUCAAGUCAAAAUAGAGUUAGUUUGCUUUAAUACAGAUAAACAAAGACAUAGAAGAAAAAAAAAAGGUUCAGGGUCAUAACAUUCCCUGAUUGCCCGGGACAAUGUGAGCUCAUGUUGGAGACACACAGUAUAGUAGCUCUGAGAGGAAGUGUAUAAGUAUGCGUGUGACUUCCAUAGCAGGAAAGGGAAGCGCGGUGCAUAAACAAACCACAGGCGGCCCCGAGGUGAGAGUUAUUCUGGUCAUUAAACUACCGUCCUGACCUGCUUCUCCGACGGCGUUUCACAUCCCUCGACCCCGGCUGAUUUUCCUCCACGGAGGUGUGAACCGCAAAGUCGAGAGGCCGCCUCUGUUUGACUUCGAGUGGUUGUUGAUCUCCUUGGUUUGUUUGUGUUUUUAAGGAGUGAUAAUGUGAACAGAGGCAGGGGGUGUCACUGAGGGGGAAAGUGGUGAUUUAAUUUGGGAGAAAGCCCAGGGGAUGAGUGGCUCACUGUUCCCCGAGACACAGGGCCCUCAGUGUGUGUGUGUGUGUGUGUGUGUGUGUGUGUGUGUGUGUGCAUGAGUGUGUGGUCUCCUCCUUGCUCUGCCAAACAAGCUUUGUCAAAUCUGACGGGAGCAAAGACUCAGACGCACAAACACAGACACACAGAGUCGCUAAAAGCCGCUUUGCUUCUGUUUUCUGGCGGCCUGGCGGAGAACAACUUGACUCAUUGUUGUCCUCGGCGCGGAGAUUGACAUGCGAUGUCUCUCCAUGUCCAUUAUGGCUAGGCAGAGGAACAAGUCUUUGCUUUCUGUUGGGUUUGAUUGGCAGGCCAGAAAUAAAAAAAAUCACGUGGAUAAAACACUUGAGAUGAAACUGACCCGAACGGCGCUGUAUUUGUUACAAUAUAAACCACACAAAAACUGUUUUAAAGGGAUAUUCUGGCGUAAAAUUAAUUUAGUGUCAAACAGAGAUGAAUGUUGCCGACCGUUUGCUUCUCUAGUUAUACCAACUUUAGUAACGACCGCACAAAAGCAAUACAGAGAGCCACACGGUCAACCAAAACGCCACUCUAUAGCCACAAAUAAUGCUCAGAACAGCACCUAACUUCAUCAACAGGACAUAUAGGGUCACAACCAUAGUACUAGACACCAAACAUCUUUUUAACUUUGUCUGAUUUCUUUAGCAAAGAGACUAAACACAACUCACCUACUCUCUUCCAGCAGCCGCUUGUUUGUAGCGAGACCUCGGGCGAGUCCAUUACGGACUACAGUGGGGUGACGCAGCUCAAGGAGGAACAUUUAUGAUCAUUUCUUCAUCAUGUCAUUGAAGUAAUAAUCAUCAUAUUAAUCAUUUUGUACUGCAGACACAGUAGUUCUUCUGCCGUAGUGUCUCGGUCUGAUUGUAUUUCCAUGGAGAAAAGAUCAUAAAUGUUCUUCCUUGAGCUGCGAAACUCCGCUGCCCUCCUUAAUGGACAGGCCUGAGGUCUCGCUGUGGCUAUAGAGUGGCGUUUUGGUUGAGGUUUGUUUCUCAGACCGCUGUGUAUUGCCAUUGUGCGGUCAUUACCAAAGUUGGUAAAACUAGAGAAGCAAGCGGUCGGCAACAUUCAUCUAUUGAGCGGGUGUCUAACUCGGUGCUACGGUGUGUUUGACCCUAACUUAAUUUUACGCCCGAAUAUCCCUUUAACUCAGAGAUAGACUCCUUGUAGGGCUGGGCAAUAUGGUCUACAAAUCAAUACCACGAUAUAUUGAGCAGUUCACCUCAAUAACGAUAAAUAGACGAUAACUAAUCCACAAGUUGCUCACCCCCUCCAACAUUAACUUCGUCCACUUUCCCUCUUUGUCACAUCUCUGACGUAGGUCAGCGUCUUCAAGGGACAUGAGACCAUAGCCUACCUACAAACAUCCAAAACCAACUUUUAUUUAUUCAUUUUUUUGACACUCAAUAUACCAAUAUGGGCAAAAUGACAUCGGUUAUCGUUGUAUCAGUAAAUUUUCGGUUUAUCGCCCUUCCCUAACUCCUUAUGUUUCAUAAAAACUAAUAAAUUCACAUUUUUGUGGGUAAAGACCAGUGUCAUGUACUUUCUUACUUUAAAUUACUAAGAUCAGCAGAAACGUUUUAAAGUUUUCACCAGGCACCUUUAAACCAGAUGAAACAGAUUAGAUAAAAAGUUUUGUCUCUUAUUCCUGAAUAUUCACAAAAACAAUCUUUCUUCCUCCAGUCUUACCCAAACCAGAGGUGAACCAUGUGACCUCGUCCUCUGGAUUCACUGAAGCAAACUGCACGGCUCAGUCCCGGCCUGCAGCCGAGAUCACAUGGGACGUCGGCGGGGAGAACAAAACCUUCGAGCCGCCUGUUCCCACUUCCUACGAACAGGGUGACGGCACCACGGUAGUGACGAGCACGCUCUUCUUCCAAUCGGCGGCUCUCAGCGACGUGGUCAUCAAGUGCAUCGUGCACCACCCUGGCCUGGAGAAACCCCUGACUGUUCCUCUGAACACUAACAGUAAGAAGCUGGAUCUGAUUUUAGAAACUGGAGGCCGUUCAAAAUAGUUCUUCUGUGCACUCACUCCUAUUUUAGUCUGGGGUAAUCAUGGCUGCUUUGAAGGGGUCCUGAAUCCUGAAAUGUCAUGGUCUAACUUUUCAAAAACUGGUCACCUGGCAUGUAGAGUCCAGCUGUUCGACAUUUAAAACAUAAACAAAGCAGAGGAGUAAAUGUGUGUUUUUGUGCCGCAGUGGGUCCCGCUAUGGUCGUCCUCAUCUCUGUGUGCGGCGUGGCGGCUAUCCUCCUCCUCUGCCUGUGUGUGUGUCUCUGCAAGUGCUUCAUCUGCACCGACGGUGAGUCCGAACUCCACCCUGAGGCCCAAAAUAUACCCUCAACUCAUCUCAAAUGAUUCAGCAGAGUCUAAUAGUUGUUUUCAUCCCCGUUUGUUAAGGUGUCAUUUCAUUUAAUCCGCCUUAAACUGACAAAAUAACUGUUUGCACUCGCUGAGAAUCACAGGCCUUUCCUCUUGUUGGGUCUCUGAAGGAAUUCUGGGAAGCACAAGGGUUGGGAAAGCAAAAAGAGCAGUCGUCAAAACAUACAUGAAAUCUUGUUAUGUUAGUGUGUGAAUGUGGAUUUCCGCCCCCAAUUCUGGAGCUUCCAGUAGCUCAGAAAAACACGGACAAAGAAUGUGAAAAGGAAGCGUUUUUGUGCAGCGAAGUUGACCUUAACUGAUUCAGAGUUUAAAAAAAAAAGAAGUCUGAGAAGUGACUGGAGCGUGAACAUGCAGGCUGAAGAUAAAACUGUCUCUUCUGUUUGGCGUUUCUUUAUCACGGGACCUCGUUCUUGCCAAGUCUUGAGUGCCCUGUCAUUGUUGUGAUUAUGAUGAAGUGUUCACAGCUCUUCGGGGAAACAUUUGAGAGUUUAUGAGCUGGGGAAGAGGAUAACUUUGGUUUUCCAGAGCUUUAUUUAAAGCUCCUGUCAAGAGGUUUAUUUUUUGAUUAUCAUAAUUUCAGAAUCUUACAAGAAACUGAGCUGUGACUGUAAAUAUCCAUGAAUACAAGCUUUUACAGCGGCUUAACUUAUUCUCUGUUCAAGAGUGUUAAACACACACUGGGGUCUUCUCUUUGGUGGCACAGAAAAACAAAUAUUCUGUGUCGUAUCUGUUCGUGGUUAAAAGCCGAACACCUGGAAUUCGACCAGAGAAGAAGACGUAAAUGUGUUGAAAGUGCAGAGGAGCGUCAUCAACGCCUCACUGGUUUCCCUGAAAACCCUCUGAAGGUCAACAAACACGCCUCACAGAUACUUCCCACACGGAGGUGUCAGAGUGGAUGCUCAGCCAUGUGUCACCGACACUCCCUUGACUCCUGUUAACACCUUUCCACCAGUCCUCUCAGGGUGUCAUGGAAACAGCACGGCGCCAGCGUAAUUCAGCGCAAUUCUCUCUGCCGUUUCCCCUUUAUCGUGAAUUUCCUCGCCACCGAGGAGAAGCGGGGAACACCAAAGUUAUCGCAGCGAUGACAGAAGCCUUGGCUGACGGUGCUGCUGCUGCUGCCGGCCAAACAAGAGUCCUGAAGGAGGGAAAACAAACGUGGGAGAUGAUGUUUCAGGGUCGCGGCUAUCCCAGGGCUUCACUCGAUUUGGCAACAUGCAAUUUAACUUGGGUUUACCAAAAUCACUUGAGAAAUCCCAAUGAAUGUAACGGACAUUUACCCAAGAGUGGAGCCCUGAAUAAUUCAGAAAAUGUCACUGAUGCAAAACAAAGAAAACUUGGGAAAAGUAGACCUCUUAACCAACAGGCAAGUGCCUUCUUCCUCCAGUGAGCCCUGACAGAUUUAAGUGGGACAUGAGUGGGACACUUAUUAGUUCACACACAUCCUGGACUGUGAAAUUACUCUUAUGAGGCGCUCAGACCAAGCAUGAGUAAAAUCAUCUACUCGCUUAAUUCGCGCGAAUCUAGACGCGUGAAUGAAGAGUAUUUACUCGCUUCAUUCGCGCGUGAUUUCAGUAACUUCAACGGUAAUCCCGGCCAAUUAAAUGAGUGGGAUCAAGUAAUAGACAAAGGUUUUUUACUAUUUACCAGAUAAUCCGACCUUCCCACUUACUCGCCUCCAGAUGAGCUCCUUUUUACUCCGGUUUCGGUAAUUGAAAGAAAAGGUAUCAUGUAAUUCGCGGCACCCACACACCGACACAAUCAGUCUGUCCUCCAUUUUAGAUACCAGUGAACAACCGUCUAUUUUCAUACGUCACCCGGCAACCUUCAUGCUGCGUCGUUAUCGUGACACGAAUAUCCGCUCAAGUGGAGAUUCGCCCACUUCGCGUCAUUUGCGCCGCUAGAGUCGUAGGAGCGUCUAAUCACGUCUCUGCAUUGACUUAACAUGUAAUUCAUUCACGCGAAUGAUUUUACUCGCACUUGGUGUGUGGAAACAGUAAGUAAAUCAGGGAGGCUUAACAGCUUGCUUUGGUGUCCCAAAACCAACACUGGCGCCACACAAAGGCUCCAAUCUCGCCUUCGACUUUUGUGUUUUCCCUGCAGCCCUAAAUCAUCUGACAGAUCUUUGACUCUUGGAAGCAGCUUUGAUUGAUGGUGUUGCAUCAGGGCAGAUCUUGCUGAAGUAUCUGUGACCACGACUCAGUGUGGGAUAUCUUGGAAUAGCUCACAGCCGGGUCAUUACAAAAAUAGAUUCUCCUAAAAACAAAAGCUCCAAGUUGCUCCAGACUUUCCGCAUCAAUUGGAAGUCUUUCCUUCUUGUCCAACUUCUCGCACCCUGAGCAGAAUAACAAGUAGUUCUGCUGAUUGUCUUGAGUUAGCAGCCAGAAGAAAAGAGCCUCUUUUCCCUGUCUAAUCCGUUGGACAGCGGAGGAACGUAGGCAGACGUUAGGAAGCCUGGAAGAGGAGGAGGGGGGAGCGGUGUCGAGAAGGACCAGAGGGUGAAGUUGAAAACCUGCCCAGUCGAUAACAACGCCCCCUCUCACACUGGACUGUACAGACACGCAUACUGUAAUUUCUAAGCCAUGCUUGGACUGAACUGUGCCAGGAACACAGUGAUGUGAUUCAGACGACUUUAAGGGAAAGGAGCUUUGGUCACAUUCUCAAGAAGAUGAAUCAAGUUCAGUCCCUUACAGCAGACUUCAAAUUGAUGAUCUCACAGGAUAUGUGUAAUACGAUUUCAAUUCAUGACAAGAUUUACCUCAAAUCUAGCUUGAAUGCAAAGACAAAAGAAAGAGUUCUACCUGGAAAAGUUUAUCCCACAUUUUUCCACCCAAAGGUUAUAGGUUAUAGAGCUGGGCGAUAAACCGAAAAUUUACCGAUUAUAAAAUUUACGACAAUAACCGAUGCCAUUUUGCCCAUAUCGGUACAUUCAAUGUCAAAAAAAUAAAUAAAUAAAAAUUGGUUUUGGAUGUUUGUAGGUAAAACAGUAGGAAAGACAGGUGAGGAGAUGGAGGACGGUUCAAAAGUUGUAGCGGUUGAAGUUGACAAAGUUAAUGUGGGAGGAGGUGAGCAGCUUGUGGAGUAGUUAUCGUCCAUUUAUCGUUAUCGAGGUGAACUGCUUAAUAUAUCGUGAUAUUGAUUUGAGGCCAUAUCGCCCAGCCCUAAUGGGUCGGUUCGUACCUGAGAAACGAUCAGCUUUACCGUAACUGUUGUAGUAGCUUACAUGAUCGCAAAAACAGAUAGUAGGGCUGGAUGAUAAACUGAAAAUUUACCGAUACCGAAAUUUCCAACAAUUACCGACGCCAUUUUGCCUAUAUUGGUAUAUUUUGGGUGAGCAGCUUGUGGAGUAGUUAUCAUUCAUUUAUCAUUAUCGAGGUGAACUGUUCAAUAUAUCGUGAUAUUGAUUUGAGGCCAUAUCGCCCAACCCUAAUGGGUCAAUUCAUAGCUGAGAAACAAUCACCUUUACCGUAACUGUUGAAGUCGCUUACAUGAUGGCAAAAACAGAUCGUACUAUCAAGAAAGAAGCACUAGGUUGCUGAAUGCAGUGACAUGUCUUCUGUGCUUGUUUACAUUCAGGUAGUAGAGCACAGGAGCUGUAGAAAAUGGCUCUAGCCUUAGGAAAUCUACGCCCACAUUAAACUAUCAAAACCCGGUCCUUACAGGAAAUAAUCUUCGCUUUUCAAUGUAACCAUUUUUAUGUUUGUGUUAGGCAAAACAUGUACAGUAAGAAGUGGAAAAUAGCUUUUCUCACAGCCGAUUAUUUUAAAAUCAAGACGACUGCUUUGACCAAAACUGAAACUUUAUUUUAAGCGUGGUGUUUCUUUGCUGCAGAGAAGCCCACUGUGAAUGGCCUGAAAAGUUGUGUUGUCUGCGGUUCCAGCUGAACCGCAAGCUGCCCACAAAGGCUUUUGUGGUUCUUUCUGAAUCAGUGGGCGUACUUCAGUCUCUGCCUGCUUCAAUCAAUCACGGCUGGGAAGUUGGACCGUGGCCUGAGGUUCUUCCAGUAAAAUGCCACCGGUCUAUUUGGGUCCCUGUUUUCAUGAUGUCUUUGGUGUGGUUUGUGGAGAUGUACAGACUAUAGGGUUUGAUGGGGGCACUGCAGCGAGACGCCUUUUACUCAUGAAAGUCCAUGUUUCCAGUGGCACCUUUUAAUCUGAAACACCAACAGGAAGUGCAGGGGAGGGACCACAUCCGGUCCAGAACUUAGAUCACGAAGGAAGAACUGGGAGUUUUACUGAUUGUUCCCUAGAGAUUAGAGGUAAAAAAUAAUAAAACAUGAAAUUCAUGAAUGUGAUCUUUGCUCUGUGUCGCUUAUCUUGCCGCCACAUCUACGUUUGAUAUGUCUAGAAUUUCUGCAGCAUUACAUUAUCCUGUUGAAGCAGUGGUUUUGGAUCAGAGUGGGUGUUUUGGGGUUUCUGUAUGUCGACAUUGUUUGCUUUUGCAUUCUUGUUGGAGAUUUACAACGAGGAAUCGAAGCCUCUGCCCAUGACUGUGACAUUUUUGUUGUGACUCAUUCUUCAGGGUUCCUGCCGGGACAACGUGUCUUAAAAACUGGAUUUUGAAAAUGGUUUUACUGAGAAGGAUAAUGUUGCUAUUCUGUACAGGUUGCUCAUUUUUAUUGACCUAUUUUGACAGAUUUUACACUAUAUGAUUAAAGGUGAUAAAUUACAGGUAAUGAUAAUUGCUGCAUGUGUUGUAAACCAGCAUUACAUUUGCAAUAAUUUGACAUGUGAAGCAUUGAAAACCAUAAAAGACUUGCAUUACCCCUUCAAAUUAAAAGCACUAGCCUCUAAAAUAACUGACCCACCUCUGACAAAACUACUGACCCCCUUUAAUACGAACAUUUCUAGACCUUUUAAUGACAACGUCUCAAAGGUUUCAAGUUAGGUAAAGGCUGUCACAGCCUGACGGGACACGCUGGCAGCCAAAGAAGGAUUUAAAGGGAUAUUCCGGCGUAAAAUUAAGUUUGGGUCCAACACACCGUAACACAGAGUUAGACACCCUGUCGAGAGAUGAAUGUUGCUGACCGCUUGCUUCUCUAGUUAUACCAACUUUAGUAACGACCGCACAAUAGCGAUACAGAGAGGCAUGCACUCAAACAAAAAGCCACUCUAUAGCCACAAAUAAUGCUCAGAACAGCACCUAACUUCAUCAACAGGACAUAUAGGGUCCCAGCCACAGUACUAGCCACCAAACAUCUUUUUAACUUUGACUAAUUUCUUUAGCAAAGAGACUAAACACAACUCACCUACUCUCUUCCAGCAGCCACUUGUUUGUAUGGAGACCUCGAGUCCAUUUACUGCAACAGAGGGACGCAGCUCACCCGGAGGUCUCUGUACAAACAAGCAGCUGCUGGAAGAGCUCAAACCUGACCUACAAAAAUCUUGUGUAUUCUGUAUAUCACACAUGUAAAUAUGACUCUUGUGCAUAUCUUUUUCUUAACUUAACUCUAAGUUUCUUUAGUCUUUAUUCAUUAUUUUUUCUUUUUGUGUCUGUACUAUGCAGUUUCCCCGCUGUGGGUCUUUUAAAGGAACAUCUUAUCUUAUCUCAAACUCUUCCUCUCUGCCUCGCUCUCUCUCUCUCUCUCUGUGCAGACUGAUUUGAAGGACCUGCGUCACUGCCGCUUUGAUGAAGGUCCAGCCGAGCUCGGAGCCUGACCUAUCUGCUCAGCACCGUGGCCUCCAGCUGGGCGUGCAGAGGAAGGGAACAGAGCUUUCACAGAGCCGAGCCAACCCUGGUUGGUUCUGCUUCCACGAACUGUGACGACACUACAUGCGCAGACACGGACUUCUUUUGUCUUUUACCACAAAGUAAACUGGACUAAAAACAGGUGAUUUAAUGCUGCUUAUGACACUAGUUUCUUGGUUAUUGAUGAUAUUUUUAUGAUAAAUAUAUAUAUAUUUGUCAAAAUUCACUGUAUUCACACAGCAGCUAUUUCCCUCCAUCACUUUCAUCAGAGAAGCUCAUUCGCUGUUGUGGUGUUUAACUACAAUAAUAACCAUAUAAACCAAGGAAACCUGACAUUGUCUGGAUUUUACCAACAAAUGAAAAGAUGAAAACAGUGAAAAUCUGGACAUUUACAUAUUUAUUUUGUUUAUUUUUUUGCUAUCACACUUAUAACACUAAUAGCAGGCACCUAGCUGUAAUGCUAAUAUUAAGGCUCUAAAUUAUCCGUGUUAAUAUUGCCUGAAGUCUUUCUCCAUAUUUUCACUGUUUGUCAUUUUCAUCAGAUUUCCUACAUUUAUAUGACUUUGAACACCAUGAAAAUAUGAGCUUCUCCUGUUUCUGCAUUAGACUUCCAUAGCAGAACUUCCUUGCUAGCUUCCCCCGCAGUAUUUAAGCUCAGCCUAGGUUAACGCUGAUAGAUGUGAGGUGUGGACAGACACACUGUUUGCUCCGCCCACUUCCACUUGAGGCUGUCUAAUCAGACUUUUAAUGUUUCUUUUCUUAAAGGUGGGGUAGGCAGGAAUCCAUUAAAGAAGCAUCUUUUUUUGUGGUGUAAAUACAAAAAAGCUUUUAAUAUCAGUCAAUAGCUGUAAGUUAUUGAUGACAUUUGGGAAUAUAACGAUAUCGCUGUGUUUUGUUAUGUCUGUAUAGUCAACAUUUUAACAUUUUCAGAGCGCUCCGCUCUUUCUGUAAACAAGCCAUUCCUCGCCUUCCCCAUCCUGAUUGGUUGUGAGGCAGACGCUGCUCCCCCAUGUCGUUCAGACGCCCAAACAAAGUUAGCGUGCUACAAUAUCGGACAGUAGAAACCAACCAGAAAGUUCGGAAAAUUGUCUGAAUCCUCCUGUAGCCACGAACACCAACACGAGCAAGAAAACAAAGUAAAUACUGGAGACUCUGGCGGAAUAACGGGCGCUUAAAAAGGAGGUAGACCACCCGGACAAGAGCUAAAAAGCCGGGUCAACAUCAGUAAAUGUUUCGGGAUCUUACAGACCCUGUAACCUUUCUGCUGGACAGGUAAACCUCUUUAACAAAGUAAGACAAGCGUCUGUAACAGAAGUGGUUCUUGUCAAACGGACCUGCUGUAGCGUGUUGUAGCGCCAUCGCUUAACUGUCCUCCCUCGGGUCCUGGACUAUGUCACUUUAUCCUAGUUGUAGAAGUCCUGCAAACAUUGUGUUUGCUGGUAGUCUGUUGGCAUCUACAGUAGCACCAAUGCUUUUUAAUUUCACAUUGACUGGGCCCCGUUUGUAAUUAUUUGAAAUAUUUAGCUGCAUUAUAUCUGAAUUUAAUUAGAAUGAUAUAAGCGAGGACGAGCAUCUGUUUGUGGGCGUGGCUUGAUGAAGCAGAGAGGAGGAGCAGAGGGGAAAACUGGUUGGGAGGGGUAGAGUUUACAUUCGAGAUUUCUCCUCUAAACUGGCACUUCCUCAGAUCCUGCCUACCCCACCUUUAAUUUAAUUCCACUGUUUUCUUUUAAUGGUGUCAAAAAAGGACUCCCCUGUAACGGUGAAGUUUAAAGAGAUGCGACCCCGCCCUGGUUUGACUCAGAUUGAAAAUAUUUUUUUAGAGGAAAAGACUGAAGUGAUGUUUAUUUAUAGCUGCUGUGUCGUGGGUCGACCUGUGACCUCCGUGUCAUGGGUGGAUCGCUCCGCCCAAACUGUUCCUGUGUGGAAAUCUGGAGCGUGUCCAUACAGCGUGUGGGUGCGUUUGUUUGCAUUGUUGUGAAGUAUUUCAUAACUAAGACUGAAGAGACGCCAGUGUUAAAAUUGUGUUUGAAAAUAUUAGUGUGGGCCUUUUGGCUGUGUACAGUGUAUUUAAACUUGUUAUUUUAACAGUUUAACACAAAUGUUAGCUCUUAACUCAACACCUGCUUUUACAACAGAGUCAAAUAUCUGUAUAUGAAGACUGCUAUGAGGUUUAAAUGUUAUUGAAUGCCUUUAUUAAAGUUAAAACAAAACAAGAUCUAUGUUCU
Molecule: messenger RNA, 14942 nt
Organism: Xyrichtys novacula (pearly razorfish)
Lineage: Eukaryota; Metazoa; Chordata; Actinopteri; Labriformes; Labridae
Source: the annotation of a GenBank genome assembly